AUGGUUGGUGUAACACUCACGGGGUCUUUUGGUAGAAUGCUAGUAGAUGCGGCGAAAGCGUACAAUAAUCGUAUCGGGACAAUCAGCAUCCCGCUUGUAGGCAAUGAAGGAAAAACAGGUCUGGGUGCGACUCCAACUCCAGAGCCACUGGGAACCCUCGGACCUGCAACUAUGAGACUCGCGGCAAAAACAAAAAUGCUGCAACCGCCUGCCAAAGCAUUCCAAAAUGAGCCUGAAGAUGAAUUCGAAUAA
Pieris macdunnoughi is the source of this 252-nucleotide messenger RNA. Lineage: Eukaryota; Metazoa; Arthropoda; Insecta; Lepidoptera; Pieridae. The record is from the annotation of a GenBank genome assembly.